Aspergillus tubingensis is the source of this 1713-nucleotide messenger RNA. RefSeq lists its product as uncharacterized. The record is from RefSeq and is a predicted model, not a curated record. The transcript has 4 exons. The coding region runs from base 1 to 1713 and encodes 570 amino acids. NCBI's taxonomy places the organism in Eukaryota, Fungi, Ascomycota, Eurotiomycetes, Eurotiales, Aspergillaceae.
AUGCCUCGACGAGGUCGUGCUCGAGAAUACGACGAGGAGGACAUGUACGAAGUUGAGCGUGAUGUGUAUCCACGACGAGGCAGGGAUGAGCGUUUCUUCGAGGAAGAUAUAAGAUACAAUCGUCAAGGAUCGGAGGGACUACCGCUUGACAAACUUGAACGCUUACACCUGGAAGCUCAAAGAAAACCGGAGAUGUUACGUGAGCCUCAUGGCUAUCCUCGUGAUUUAGCGCCACCAAUCCUUAGGCGUGAGCCAGAAGACCUUGAACCACCUCGUGAGAGGCCGCGCCGCUUGAAGAAAGACUGGGAUGAACCCCCUCUUCGUGGACGGCCUCGUUCGAGGGACAGGGAUAUAGAGGAAGAGAUCACGUUUCGCGAGGAAACGGAUCGAAGAUACACUGAUAGCGAGUCUGACAGUGAUAUUGUUCUUGUGCCGAGAAAAGAACGACCGGUGCAUCGACGCAGGUAUGAGAUUCCAGAGGUCGCACCUAAACCACGCAGUCGGAGUCUUCUGGAGGAAAGAAGACUGCGAGAACUGGAUUAUAAGCAAGGUGACGUGCGGCUUCGAAAGCCCGAAGUGGAGGAACACCAUAGGAGGCACCGCAGUGGCCCUUUCUAUGAGAGGUCAUCGCAUUCGCGACACAGGCACAGAUCACACCGACACAAAAGUUUAGAUGAUGCUGACGACGAGCUCGAUGAAGAGGUCGAUGAGGAGGAAGUCUCAUUCUGGGACCCUAGGGAAAGAAGACCUGAGCGAAGUGUUGAGGAAAAGGAGAUUAUCUUCGAAAGACGGGAAAGGUCGUCAUCUCCAGAAAUUGCAAUCCCUAGAGUUCCAUCGCCGGGGCACGGUAGACCUAUUCGUGAUGGCUUUCGAACAAAGCCUAGCAUGUCUCGGGCUCAUAGCCCUGAAAUCACAGUUACAGAAGCAGAAUUUCGCGAACGUGAGAGACGCCGGAAAGGACGACGGGACAAGGAGGAGCUCCUCAUUCUUCGACGAGAGGAAGAGGAAUUCCCUCAACCUUGGCGGGAAAAGGUUGUACCUAUCGACCCUCCGAGGCCUAGGUCUAUGGAGCGCGAAAAGGAAAGGCUUACAGUGAUACGCCGGGAUGGUAGCCGAGAGUCGCUCGUCGAAGAAGAAAUUGAAGAAGAGGAUUACUACAGGCUCCGUGGGCAUCGCACGCCUCCUAGGAAGGACAUUAAGACCAUGGAAGAGCUGGAUAUCGUCAGAGCCGAACCCAAGGAAGAGAAACGGACUGAGAUAGUCACACAAGAAAUCAAGCCUUCACGAUACGGCGAUCGUGAGUCUAAGCUUGUUGUUAAAGACGUGAGAGAGUCUGACAAUAUCCCGGAACGACAACUUGGGCGAAUAGGACGACGAUACGUUGGACUCAAAGACCGUCGUGACGGCCUUUGGACGGAGAUUACGAAGGACCUGAUAAACGACGUCGACGCACUGAUUGAGCGCUCGGAAGAGAUUCGGCGUGCGCGCCGUCGUCGAAUUCAAGAGAUCCACCGUGAGCGAGCAGCUCUGCCUCGUGUAGCUGCUCCUCCUCCACCACCUCUGAUACCUGCAGCCGAGAAAGCAGCGCCCCUGCUUCUCGACAACCAACCACCACCUCCCCGCUUCAUUCGGGAUGAGCGGAGAAAGAAGGAACGGGAUCUGGUCGUCGAGGGCAACCGCUGGAGGGGCCCUCAGCGCCCAGGGCGGUGGUGA